GCAUGCCCAGUGAGUUGGUGUCUAGUCUGAGCAGCAGAGUAAUUACUAGAUAAUUUACAUUAGAUUUGGAAGAGGAAAUUAAAGAAAGAAGAGACCAGUAGCCUUGUUUGAAUAUUAUUUUCAAGGCACCGUCACGACGUCAAGCUGAAACUCCUAUGGGAUAUACCCAGAGGCUGGAGAAAGUAAGGGAACACAUCACAGAAGCUGCAGUGAAAAGGUGUGCAUUGCGUCACCACACCUAGCCUCCCAAACUCACAUGCACUAGUACUACAGGGAAGGGAACAUGUAAAGAUUUCAACUCGCAUUGAGGAUACUAAUACCUGGUAUGGAUUCCAGCAGACAAGUGGAAAAAGAACAAAUGGAUUAUACCCUCACUAGUAAAAGCAGAACUUGAAACAAAAUAAGGGACAAAUGCAUUUUACUCCUCAUUAAAUAGAGCUAAAAAAGGAAAUAUACAGUUGGAUUUCUGAUGGUUAUUGAAGAGGACUGAAUAGACAACAUUAUUUAAUGUUUAGUGUGAAAUAUAUAUAGUAAGAUUUUUUUUAUUUUAAUCAUUGAAACAGGAAACAGGAUUGGAACAGUGAAGACACUCAACUGACUCUUUUGAUUCCAUUCUAAUAUUUGGUGAAUUAUAUGCAUGAUAUCUGUAGUCUUUAAUGGUCCAAGACAUGAUGAUAUUGUGGACUGGGGUAUUUUGCUGUUGCAAUAGUGGAUAAACUGGGAUACAACCACAAAAUAUGAUUUACAUUAUAGAUAAUUUUUGCAGGAAGAAAAGUCUUACGGCAUAUUCAUGAGGUUAUAAAUACCAUAAUUUUGUAAUCCCUUGAAAAAAUUGGACAAACAUACAUCAAGGGAGAGAAACAUUUAUAGGUUUUUUAAAAACUGUGUGUGGUGUCAUCUGCCUUCAGAGAGACUUUUCCUAUUUAUCAGGAGGAUUUGCAUGAAAUUGCACACAAAUGUACAUGGUAAAACUCAAAGUAAAAAGGAUAAUUUACUGUUAAGGCUCAGCUGCAGAGAACCUAUAAUUACAAGAGGAGAAGACGGAAGAAUCCACAGCAGCCAUGAAACCAAGAGGAAUACAAUGGUACUCUACCUUGCCCUCAAUAAAGAUAGCUUUGAUAAUAUGGACUCUGUGCAUAGAACCUUGCAAAAACAAAGAACAACUAACGAUGGGAAUAGUUGUUCCCUCAGAUUUUUUUAUGAAAAGAACUACAAAUGCAAAAAUUUUUGAAAAGAAAAAUGGAAUUGCAUCUAUUGAUGAUGAUGAUUUCAGGCUUGCUCUCAGUCGCUACAGGUUUGAUAUCACCCGGUUAGAGUUGAAGGCCAUAUCAAAGACUGCUGGCUACAGCCCAUGGGAUAUCCUGGAUGUAAUUUGUGAAAAAAUAAUGACCAAUAAAUGGAAUACAGUGCUGUAUGCUAACUAUAAUGAAGAAUUCAAUGCAGCCUCUGUUCAGUACCUUCUGUCACUCCUAUCCUUUAUGGGAAUCCCCACCAUAGUGUGGGUUCCUUUUAAGUCGGGCCUGGCUGAGAACCCUUCAGAAAGCCUUAAUCUUCAGCUGACUCCAUCAGUUUAUCAUAUCGAUGCAGCAUUACUGAAAUUGAUGAACCACUACUCAUGGUCACGUUUCUCCAUCAUAACAACCAAUAUUCCUGGGAACGCAGAACUCGUGGCCACCAUGAGGCGCAUGAUUAAGACAGAAUUUGAGGGAAGGGAAUAUGUUUUAUUAGAUAGUGUCAAAAUCUGGAAUGCCCAAAACUCCGCCGAAGUUUAUGAACAGUUGAAAGUAAUUAAGGACAGUGAUGCAAGAAUUAUUGUUCUCUACGCAUCAAGAGCAGAAGCAAUAGAAAUAAUGCAAGCAGCACAGUCUGAAACAUUGAAUAUUGCCACUGAUGAAUAUCUCUGGAUAGUUACACACCAGGCUGUACUGUUUGAUGAAGAACAGAGGUUAGAGUUUCCAGUGGGGAUGCUGGGUCUAACAUUUGGGGAAGAUGAUACGCUCUGGGACAGACCCACCUUUUUCAGUGCCAUUGAGAUUGGCAUGGAUGUGUGGCUGGAAGGGAUUAAACAGUUCAUAUUAGCCAAUCCAGACCCAGCUAGAGCCAACUCUACAAACCCUCCAUCAUUGGUUCCAAAUUUUUCUUGUGAACCGAACCAGACUGCCUACUGGGCAGAUGGACAGAUUCUCUAUAAAUAUAUGCAAGGGGUGAACUUGUCAGAUAAAAACAUCCAGUUUAAACCAGAUGGCACAUUGAAAGAAUUUGCCUUCAAGGUGAUGAACUUCAAUAAAGAUCACAUAUGGAAAUCAGUGGGUGUUUUUGACGCAGAUGGGCUGAAAUUGGAUGAUAUCAGCUGGCCUGGGGAUGCAGCAACGCCACCUAGGGACAGGCCAGAAAAGUACCACCUGAAAGUGGUCACCCUGGAGGAACCCCCGUAUGUCACAUAUUCUGACUUAGAUCCCCGGACAUGGAAGUGUAACCCUGGAGCUUCACUCUGCAGAAUGAAACCGUUAAACAUCACCCAACAGUACAGCUUUGAAAAUGCCACCCGGAACUCUACCCUUUAUCGUUGCUGCUCUGGGUUUUGUAUAGACCUUCUGAACCUUCUGGCUGAAAAAAUGGGUUUUGACUAUGAGCUCUAUGUAGUGGAAGACAGGAAAUGGGGGGCUCCUGACAGCAAGGAUGAAAAUGGAAAACCUAUGUGGAAUGGAUUGGUCAAAGAUCUUAUGGAUCAUAAAGCAGACAUGUGCAUGACAUCUUUAAAGAUCAAUCCAGAGAGAAGUAGUGUGAUCAGUUUCUCAGUGCCUUUCCUAGAAACUGGGAUCACUAUUGUGGUAGCUGUGAGGGAAGGGGCAAUCUCACCCAAAGCAUUCUUAGAGCCGUUUGACAUCAAAUCAUGGCUACUGAUAUUACUCGCAGCUAUCCAAGUUGUAGCUGUCUCAGUGUUUCUCUUUGAAUGGGGAAGUCCCUAUGGCUUUAACAGGCAAAAACGUCCUGUCACAAGAGAUGAGUCACAUGGAAGGAAAAGUGAUUCGAAACAUCAUCAGCACAGAUUUUCAUUAUUCCGAUCAUUUUGGCUGAUAUGGGCAAUGCUGUUUGGGGCGGCAGUCAACGUCGACAAUCCAAGAGGAGUGUCAAGCCGCUUUAUGGCCAACAUCUGGGCACUUUUUGCUGUUGUCUUCCUGGCCAGCUAUACUGCCAACCUGGCUGCUUUCAUGAUUGCCAAAGAGGAAUAUUAUGACUUGAAGGGAAUUCAGGAUCCAAUGUUACACAACCCAUUUGCUGUGAAUCCUGCCUUCAAGUUUGCCACAGUGAACAGUGGGGCCACAUCCAUUAACUUAAAGAAGAAUUACCCAAAUAUGUACAGCUACAUGCAGCAAUGGAACAAAGUGAAUGCUGCAGAGGGUACCCAGGCUGUUAAAGACAAAAAAAUUGAUGCGUUCAUCUAUGAUGCCACCGUGUUGGAAUACCGUGCUUCCCAUGAUGAGGGCUGUAAGUUAAAGACAGUGGGAAACUGGUAUGCCAUGACAGGCUAUGGUGUUAGCUUUCCUAAAGACUCCAAGUAUGUAGACACUGUAAAUGAGCAUUUACUGCAGUUAAUACAAAGAGGUGAUUUAGAGCGCCUACAAAAAUAUUGGCUUGCUGGAGCUUGUAAGAAGAACAAUCAAAGGGGAGUCUCCAGUCAUCCAUUAAAAAUAGUCAACUUUACCAGUGCAUACAUUCUCCUAGCUGGGGGUAUUUUGCUAGGAGCAUUACUUCUAUUGAUGGAACAUGUCUACUUUAAAUGCUUCCGACCAAAAUUAAGAAAGUGGGACAAGUGUGGAUGCUGUGGAUUGAUAAGUCUUAGUAUGGGCAAGUCCUUGACAUUUGAGCAGUCUGUGAUGGAAACCCUAGAUCUGACAAAGAAUUACAAAUGCAAGAACCCCAUCUGUGAGACACAGCGAUGGAAGGUUCAACAUGAGCUUGAUCUUGCCCUCCUCAAGAUAGAAAGGUUGCACAUGAGACUGAGAACACAUGGCUUUGAGAUUCAAGAAAAGGCAGUGUGGAGGGAUAACAGGCCAAAGGCCAUCACUUUCAGGGAAGAACCAGAUGUAUGCAAUAUGCCAAGAAAAAGGAAAAAUUUCAAACAACAGGCCUCACAAGACAAACCAUCCUAUGAUGUACAUAAAGAAAACAAGGAGUUCCCUCUCGCUAAUGACAAAACACAUAUUGUGCCAGCCUCUAGGCCAAGCUCAACACCUGAGCAAGAACAUAAGCCUAAGACUAGUCCUUCCUUUUGGAAGUCUAAGAAAAAGGACAAGGAUAAGAGUGCAACCCCUAGUCCUCAGCCUUACAGAUCUAAAACCCCUCCACCACCGUACAAUGCAGUGGAUCCCAAAAAUAAAACUCGCCAUCUUGGUGGAAGACAGUACUCUGGGGUACGGUCAGACCCUCCUAUUGAUCAUUUAGAAAUGGAAACAGUUUUAUGA
Messenger RNA from Lingula anatina, 4466 nucleotides. RefSeq names its product glutamate receptor ionotropic, NMDA 2B-like. Gene Ontology annotation, molecular function: ligand-gated monoatomic ion channel activity; signaling receptor activity. Gene Ontology annotation, cellular component: membrane. The record is from RefSeq and is a predicted model, not a curated record. Gene Ontology annotation, biological process: monoatomic ion transport. Lineage: Eukaryota; Metazoa; Brachiopoda; Lingulata; Lingulida; Lingulidae.